Molecule: messenger RNA, 1107 nt
Organism: Aspergillus saccharolyticus JOP 1030-1
Lineage: Eukaryota; Fungi; Ascomycota; Eurotiomycetes; Eurotiales; Aspergillaceae
Exons: 1
Coding region: 1-1107 (368 amino acids)
Source: RefSeq, a predicted model, not a curated record
AUGGCCUCAACACAGUUCCUUCCCUCCCACGACCUCCUCCACCAAACCGAGUGGAUCUACCACAUGACCCCCACCGGUGAAGAGCACGUCACCAUACCAGUCGAGUUCUUGAACAUCAACAUCAUCGGCUCUGCGACGGAAGACCGCCAUGCCCAGCGCGAGUACUUCCUCGCCGCGCGCGAGAAGUUGAGACGCCGACUGCUCGCCCGCGGGAUCACCUCGGGCCAGGAGUCGCCUGCGUCGCUGCUGCUGAGAAUCUCUCGUGCCAUCACCCAUGCUUCUGCUGUUGCGGGGUCCUUUUUGUGGAAGUUUGUUCCGCUACGGGAGGAGGAUGGGUUUGCGGAUGGUGGGAAGGAUGAGGGGUGGGAGGAGUGUAGUAGCUGUCAUGAUUUUGUUGGUGUCUCUCAGCGUGGUGGUGAUGGGGACUCGGAGAGCGACAGCGACAACGAGCACAGUAUCACCAAAGCCAACACCCUCCUAGACAGCUACGACACCCUCGAGGACUUCACUGUCCGACUGGAAUUCUCCCUGAACCUGUCUGCAGCAGACCAUUCUGCAAACACACCCACACCCGCAAACGCAGCCACUCCAGCCUCAAACCCCCACCUCCUCCCCAACAGCGAACCCACCGCGAUCCUCAAUUCGGUGAUCGCCUACAUCGACGAGAUUGUCGCUACCAUCAACACUACGGAACAAUGCGUCCCGCUCCCUUUCUCCACGGCCCCGGCACUGGCGUCCGCGCACAUCACAAAGCACGCGAGAGCCAUGAUGGAUCCCGAGGACGCGGACGAGGACGAGGACAAGGAGUGCGCAGAGAAUGGAACUUCUACAUGCUACAGCGAGGAGGUCGAGUCUGAUAGAUCCACUUCUUUCAAAGGGCUGACUAGCUCUAUCUACAGCGGCAUGGGGGAGUGUUACGGGCGGAAUUCCCGUGGGCGCUGUGCUGACGGCGUGGGGGUGUACAGUGACUGCGAUGACGACUACCAGAAUCCGCUCAUCUAUAACGAUGACAAGGUCGUGCCGCUGGGAUACGAGAACGAGACGCAUGAGAAACUCAUCUCGAGGUUUUGUCAGGGGCCGGGAUUGUGGGAUCGCGGGUGCUAUUAA